AGAACAUGCGUGAAUCAUUCACUAUGUUAACGCUGCGCCAUUAGGGACCUAAGGACCAGUUCUUCUGGAGAAAUGCUGUAACAAAGGGUAUACUCAACUACGCCACAGAGAAAACAAAUUGUGUAAAUCCCUUUUUUUUUGUAAGGCAAUCACGCAGUUUGUACUUGCUGCAGUAUUCUGGAAGGAUAAGCCUAUGUCAAGCAAUCAAAUGAAAAGAAAGCAUCUGUUACCUUCCUUGACAUCACUAGCUGUGCGAGAGCAGAUGCAAUACUGCGUCCCUCUGGAUACAGAGAGAAGCAGGAGAUGUUGUUAGGGCUCUGCCCUCCUCUGGGAGCAGCAGUCGUUUCGGGGACCACAGUCCGCAUCUGCCACGACAAAGAAGUGUCACCUGUGACACACAGGUAGUCUGGGCAGUGAGAAGAGCUGGCUGCAGGAAACUCAAGUGUGGACCAUCACUGAGGAAUCGGCAGAGACCUGAAAAGAGCAUGGCCAGUGGGUAAGAAGAAGCCUUUGGGGUUUUCAGGAGAAAAAGACUGUAUGGUCUUGACUAAUGAAGAGGAGGACUCCCGAGGAAAGCCCAUGAGUGUGAGUGGAGAGCACAUCCCUGUCUGUCUGCCUGCUCCACAAGGCCGGCUUCGAGCUGUGUGGGAAGACGCAGGCUAACAGAGCCUGGCACCGACUGCUCGCUCAGGAGCGCCAGAAAAACAUGAGCAGCCCCUCUGAGGAAAGCAAAGUUUGUUGAAAGCCCACGAAUUCCAGAAUCCGAGCUUGGCUCACCAACCCUCACUUCAGCUCAGAACUUGGACGUGGAUGCAUACUGCCCUGGUGAUGCUGAGCAGGAACUUGGCCCCCCUCCGUCUGUAGAUGAGGCAGCAAACACACUCAUGACUCGUCUUGGUUUCCUCCUUGGAGAGAAAGUCACAGAAGUUCAGCCGGGUGAGCAGUACAGCAUGGAAAUCCAGGAUGAAAGUCAGACCUCAGCUAUCACCCAGCGGAUAAGUCCUUGUUCUACCCUGACUAGCAGCACUGCCUCCCCACCAGCUAAUAGCCCCUGCUCCACCCUCCCACCUGUCAGUACAAGCGCAGCUGCCAAGGACUGCAGCUAUGGGGCUGUCACUAGUCCAACCUCCACUCUGGAAAGCAGAGACAGUGGCAUCAUUGCUACUUUGACAAGCUAUUCAGAAAAUGUGGACCGCACAAAGUAUGUUGGAGAGAGCAAUAAAGAAUUAGGGUCUGGAGGGAACCUCAAGCCGUGGCAGUCUCGGAAGCCCAGCGCGGACUCCUGCCUGCACAGAGUAGAUGAAGACAUGGCCGCAUCCACGCAUAGUCUGAGUGAGAUCCCAGAGAGGAACUUGCAGACAGUUUUGUCACAGUCAGUGCAGUCUAUUCCACUGUAUCUGAUGCCACGGCCAAAUUCAGUAGCAGCCACAAGUUCUGCCCACUUGGAGGACCUUGCUUACCUGGAUGAGCAGAGACACACGCCCCUGAGAACUUCUCUUCGAAUGCCGAGGCAGAGCACGGGCGCUGCACGCACACAGCAGGACCUGAGAGUUCGCUUUGCACCAUACAGACCUCCCGAUAUCUCCCUGAAGCCUCUGCUCUUUGAAGUGCCCAGCAUCACUACAGAGUCUGUGUUCGUCGGCCGAGAUUGGGUUUUCCACGAAAUCGAUGCUCAGCUUCAGAGUUCAGAUGCCAGCGUAAACCAAGGUGUGGUGAUUGUGGGAAACAUCGGGUUCGGCAAAACCGCCAUCAUCUCCAGACUGGUGGCCCUCAGCUGCCACGGCACCCGGAUGAGGCAGAUUGCCUCUGACAGCCCCCACGCCUCCCCCAAACAUGUGGAUGCCAACAGAGAGCUGCCGCUCACACAGCCCACAUCAGCCCACUCCUCCAUCGCCAGUGGGAGCUGCCCGGGGACUCCAGAGAUGCGCAGGCGGCAGGAGGAGGCCAUGAGGAGACUGGCUUCUCAGGUGGUUGCCUACCACUAUUGCCAAGCAGAUAACGCCUACACCUGCCUGGUGCCGGAGUUUGUCCACAACGUCGCUGCCCUGCUGUGCCGCUCGCCUCAGCUGACGGCCUACCGGGAGCAGCUGCUUCGGGAGCCCCACCUGCAGAGCGUGCUCAGCCUGCGCUCCUGCGUUCAGGACCCCGUGGCCUCCUUCCGGAGGGGUGUCCUGGAGCCCCUGGAGAAUCUCCACAAAGAGAGAAAGAUCCCAGAUGAAGAUUGCAUCAUUCUCAUUGACGGAUUAAAUGAAGCCGAAUUCCACAAACCGGACUAUGGGGAUACAAUCGUGUCAUUUCUGAGCAAAAUGAUUGGAAAAUUUCCUUCCUGGCUCAAAGUGAUCGUAACAGUUAGGACCAGUUUACAGGAGAUCACCAAGCUACUGCCUUUCCACAGGAUUUUUUUGGAUCGGCUAGAAGAGAAUGAAGCCAUAGACCAGGACCUUCAGGCCUACAUCCUGCACCGGAUACACAGCAGCUCGGAGAUCCAGAACAACAUCUCGCUCAACGGCAAAAUGGACAAUACCACGUUCGGCAAGCUUAGUUCUCACCUCAAGACCCUCAGUCAAGGGUCCUACCUGUACCUGAAGCUCACUUUUGAUCUGAUAGAGAAGGGCUAUCUCGUGUUGAAGAGCUCCAGCUACAAAGUGGUUCCUGUCUCACUCUCUGAAGUCUACUUACUCCAGUGCAAUAUGAAGUUUCCGACCCAGUCUUCCUUUGACCGGGUGAUGCCGCUCCUGAACGUGGCCGUGGCCUCCCUCCACCCGCUGACUGAUGAGCACAUCUUCCAGGCCAUCAACGCAGGUGGUGUCGAAGGCAGCCUGGACUGGGAGGAUUUUCAGCAGAGAAUGGAGAACCUCUCCAUGUUCCUGAUCAAGCGCAGAGACAUGACUCGCAUGUUCGUACACCCUUCUUUCAGAGAGUGGCUUAUCUGGAGAGAAGAAGGAGAGAAAACCAAAUUUCUCUGUGAUCCUAGGAGUGGUCACACGCUACUUGCCUUCUGGUUCUCCCGCCAAGAAGGAAAACUGAACCGACAACAGACGAUUGAACUGGGACACCACAUCCUCAAAGCGCACAUCUUUAAGGGUUUGAGUAAAAAAGUUGGUGUGUCGUCCUCCAUCCUCCAAGGGCUCUGGAUCUCCUAUAGCACAGAAGGUCUUUCCAUGGCGCUGGCGUCUUUACGAAAUCUCUACACUCCUAACAUCAAGGUCAGCCGACUGCUGAUUUUAGGAGGUGCCAACGUGAACUACCGCACAGAGGUGCUGCAUAAUGCCCCAGUGCUCUGUGUCCAGUCUCAUCUGGGCUACACGGAGAUGGUGGCCCUGCUGCUGGAGUCCGGGGCCAGUGUGGACGCCUCUUCCGAGAGCGGCCUGACCUCCCUGGGAUACGCGGCCGCCGCGGGCUACCUGAGCAUAGUGGUGCUGCUGUGCAGGAAGCGGGCCAAGGUGGAUCACUUGGAUAAGAAUGGGCAGUGCGCACUGGUCCACGCAGCCCUGCGAGGCCAUCUGGAGGUUGUCAAGUUCCUGAUUCAGUGUGACUGGACCAUGGCUGGCCAGCAGCAGGGCGUGUUUAAGAAGAGCCAUGCCAUCCAGCAGGCCCUCAUAGCCGCGGCCAGCAUGGGCUACACUGAGAUUGUCUCCUACCUACUUGAUCUUCCAGAAAAAGAUGAAGAGGAAGUAGAGCGAGCACAGAUCAACAGCUUUGACAGCCUCUGGGGAGAAACAGCCCUGACAGCCGCAGCACGAAGGGGCAGGUUGGAGGUGUGUCGUCUGCUCUUGGAACAAGGGGCAGCGGUGGCCCAGCCAAACCGCCGAGGGGCAGUGCCCCUCUUCAGCACCGUUCGCCAGGGCCACUGGCAGAUCGUCGAUCUGCUACUCACCCACGGGGCUGAUGUCAACAUGGCGGACAAGCAGGGCCGCACCCCCCUGAUGAUGGCAGCCUCCGAGGGCCAUCUAGGUACUGUGGACUUCCUGCUUGCACAAGGUGCCUCUAUCACCCUCAUGGAUAAGGAAGGAUUGACAGCCCUCAGCUGGGCUUGUUUGAAGGGCCACCUCGCUGUGGUUCGUUCUCUGGUGGAUAAUGGGGCUGCCACAGACCACGCCGACAAGAAUGGCCGCACCCCGCUGGAUCUGGCUGCCUUCUAUGGCGAUGCGGAGGUGGUCCAGUUCCUGGUAGAUCACGGGGCCAUGAUCGAGCACGUGGACUACAGUGGGAUGCGGCCUCUGGACAGGGCCGUGGGCUGCCGGAACACUUCUGUCGUCGUCACUCUUCUCAAGAAAGGAGCCAAGAUAGGUUGUCAGACGUUACCGAGUCGCCCACGAGGUCCAGCCACGUGGGCGAUGGCCACCUCCAAGCCUGACAUCAUGAUCAUCCUGUUGAGCAAGCUGACGGAAGAGGGGGACAUGUUUUAUAAGAAGGGGAAAGUAAAGGAGGCUGCCCAGCGCUACCAGUACGCUCUGAAGAAGUUCCCUCGAGAAGGCUUUGGUGAGGACUUGAAAACCUUCCGGGAACUAAAGGUGUCUCUCCUCCUCAACCUGUCUCGGUGCCGCAGGAAAAUGAACGAUUUUGGAAUGGCGGAGGAGUCCGCUACUGAGGCCCUGGAGCUGAAGCCGAGAUCUUAUGAAGCUUACUAUGCAAGAGCAAGGGCCAAGCGCAGCAGCAGACAGUUUGCAGCGGCCCUGGAGGACCUGAACGAGGCCAUCAGGCUUUGCCCGAACAACCGUGAGAUCCAGAGGCUGCUGCUCAGAGUGGAGGAGGAAUGUAAGCAGGUGCAGCCGCCCCCGCCGCAGCCGCAGCCGCAGGAAGGAGCGGAGCCCGAGCCCCAGCCGGAAGACAUGUACCCUGCGCAGGACCUAUUUGAGGAGGAGUACCUGGGGCCGGACGUGGACAAUGUCUCCAUCGGCCUCCAGACAGAGGCCCGGCCCAGUCAGGGGCUCCCGACGAUCCGGAGCCCGCCCUCCUCUCCGGCCCACGGGGACGCGCCUCUCGGCUCCCAUCAGGCCUUCGACUUCCGGGCCGGUGGCUCCGCAGGUUCUCCCACCAGGCAGGGCUACCAGCCCACCUCACCUGCCCUUUCUCCAACCCACCAGAAUUCCCAUUACAGGCCCAGCCCCCCCCACACCUCGCCGGCCCAUCAGGGUGGGCCUUACCGCUUCAGCCCCCCUCCUGUGGCGGGGCAAAGCCGGGAGUACCCCAGCCCGCCCCCGUCCCCUCUCCGCAGAGGCCCUCCGUCCCGGGCCAGCCCUCCCGCCGAGAGCUCGGGCGUCUACAGGUCCCAGUCCAGUUCCCCCGUGCGCUACCAGCAAGAAGCGGGUGUCGGUCAGCUGCCUGGCCGGCCCAAAUCUCCACUGUCCAAGAUGGCCCAGAGGCCCUACCAGAUGCCACAGCUCCCCGUGGCCGUCCCCCAGCAGGGGCUGCGACUACAGCCCACCAAGGCCCAGAUUGUGAGGAGCAACCAGCCCGGCUCCGCAGUUCACUCGAGCACCGUCAUGUCCACGGGGGCCUAUGGCCAAGUAGCCCACUCAGUGGCCAGUAAGUACCAGUCUUCCCCAGGAGACUUCGGGCUCGGCCAGAGCCGGCUGGCUUACCAGGGGUCCAUUGGGGGGAUCGCAGGGGACGGGAGGCCGGUGCAGCACGUGCAGGCCAGCCUGAGCGCGGGCGCCAUCUGUCAGCACGGGGGCUUGGCCAAAGAAGACCUUCCUCAGCGACCCUCCUCAGCCUACCGGGGCGGCAUGAGGUACAGCCAGACGCCACAGAUUGGCCGCAGCCAGUCCGCAUCCUACUACCCAGUGUGUCACUCCAAACUGGACCUGGAGCACUCCCCCAGCCAGCUGGGGUCCCCCAAUGUGUCCCAUCUGAUCCGAAGGCCCGUCGGCGUCAACCCCGGCGACGCCAAGCCCCACCCGCCGACUCCCAGGCCGCUGCUGCACUCCCAGAGCGUGGGCCUGCGCUUCUCCCCGUCCAGCAACAGCAUCUCGGCCGCCUCCAGCCUGACCCCGACCUUCCGGCCGUCCUCCUCCAUCCAGCAGAUGGAGAUCCCGCUGAAGCCGGCCUACGACAGGGCGUGUGAGGAGCUGUCCCCGGUGUCCCCCACUCCAGGAGGCUACCCCAGUGAGCCCGCCCGGUCCAGGACCACGCCGUUCAUGGGGAUCAUAGACAAAACAGCCCGGACUCAGCAGUACCCCCACCUUCACCAGCAGAAUCGGACCUGGGCAGUGUCAUCCGUGGAUACCGUUCUCAGCCCCACGUCUCCCGGCAACCUGCCUCAGCCCGAGUCCUUCAGCCCGCCGUCGUCCAUCAGCAACAUUGCCUUUUAUAACAAAACCAACAACGCACAGAACGGCCACCUGCUGGAGGACGACUACUACGGUCCCCACGGGCUGCUGGCGAACGGCUCCCGCGGAGACCUCUUGGAGAGGGUCAGCCAGGCCGCCUCGUACCCCGACGUGAAGGUGGCUCGGACCCUCCCCGUGGCUCAGGCCUACCAGGACAACCUGUAUAGGCAGCUGUCCCGGGACUCACGACAAGGGCAGACGUCCCCCAUCAAACCAAAGAGACCAUUUGUGGAGUCUAAUGUCUAAGAGGCCUGUGUGUUUUCACUGCACCUUUCCGAGCUUGGUUUCCACACCUGAGGGGCUCUCGGGCUUAGUUUCUCAUGCAGUUUCUGCGUGGCGUUCAGAGGCGGCAGCCCCCGUGCUGGAACCCUUGCAUGCAGCCAGCAGGAAGCGG
Erinaceus europaeus (western European hedgehog) is the source of this 6726-nucleotide messenger RNA. It is a transcript of the gene TANC2, whose product is annotated as tetratricopeptide repeat, ankyrin repeat and coiled-coil containing 2. Gene Ontology annotation, cellular component: dendritic spine. Gene Ontology annotation, biological process: regulation of dendritic spine morphogenesis. The transcript has 25 exons. Gene Ontology annotation, molecular function: protein binding. The record is from RefSeq and is a predicted model, not a curated record. The coding region runs from base 885 to 6578 and encodes 1897 amino acids. Lineage: Eukaryota; Metazoa; Chordata; Mammalia; Eulipotyphla; Erinaceidae.